Molecule: messenger RNA, 1263 nt
Organism: Penicillium hordei
Lineage: Eukaryota; Fungi; Ascomycota; Eurotiomycetes; Eurotiales; Aspergillaceae
Exons: 4
Coding region: 1-1263 (420 amino acids)
Molecular function (GO): O-methyltransferase activity
Source: RefSeq, a predicted model, not a curated record
AUGUCUUCUUUUACCGACCUCACGACUCGGAUCGCCUCUAAUGCAGGUGUGCUCGACUACCACCUGAAAUUUAAUGAGUUCAAGGCCCCGUCUUUUGAUGAAAACGCCGAGCCAGAGUUCCCUAAUCCCAAGCAUGACCCUUAUGUGGAAGCAGCGCGUGUGGCCCUAAUCGACGACACGCGAACAUUACGUGACCUGGUGCAGGGACCUGCUCAAGUCCUGAGAGAAUUGUGCUGGGGGUCGAUUGAUCUUGCUGUGCAACGAGUCAUAUACCACUUCAAGAUCCACGAAGCUGUCCCACUCGAGGGAUCAAUUUCGUAUGGCGAGCUCGCUAAAAAGGUCGGCCUUCCUGAACGACAGGUUGAGCGAUUCUUACGGCAAUCGACCUUGAACGGCAUCUUUGCGGAGCCCAAGCUCGGCUACAUCGCUCACAGCGCAGCCUCGGCCGUCCUGCUGCGCAACAAGCCCAUGCAUGACUGGUACGGCCACUGCCUCGAAGAGCUCUUCCUCGCUGGCGCUAAGUUAGCCGAUGCGCUGGACGAGCACCCAGGUAGUGAGAAGCCCGAGGAGAGCGCUUUCAGCAAGGCAUUCGACACGACAGACCCUAUUUUUACGUUCCUGGAAAAACACCCGGACCGUCAAGCGCGGUUCUUCGGCACCAUGGAGGGAGUCGGAAAGGAGUAUGGUCACAGCCUUCUGCACGUGGUCAAUGGAUAUGAUUGGGCAGCACUGGGCAAGGCCACCGUGGUUGAUGUGGGCGGGUCUUCUGGUUUCGUGAGCGCAGCGCUGGCUUCGCAGUUUGCGGAUCUUACCUUCGAAGUCCAAGACUAUAAGCACACGAUCGAGCAAGGACGUGAGCAACUUUCGGUCGCUCUUCAAGAUCGUGUGGCUUUUGUGGCGCACAACUUUUUCGAUCCUCAGCCGACGACAGCCGAUGUCUAUAUACUGCGGCAUAUCUGCCACAACUGGUCCAAUGUUAAUUCGGCCAAGAUUGUCCAACAGAUCGUGCCGGCCAUGAAGCCAACUAGCAAGAUUGUACUUGUGGAGGUGGUCGUGGUGCCCCCGAAGGUUGUCAACAGCGUCCAGGAGAGAUAUAUGCGGAAUGUGGAUAUCACGAUGCUUCAGAUGCUUAACACUCAAGAGCGCAGUGCCGAAGACUGGCAGGAGGUUGUGGCCCUCGCGGACCCCCGAUUGAAGAUCCUUGGUAUUCAUAAGCCCUCAGAAAGCUGGGACUCGCUCAUCGAGAUCGGAUUCGCGGAGUAA